Molecule: messenger RNA, 2832 nt
Organism: Jaculus jaculus (lesser Egyptian jerboa)
Lineage: Eukaryota; Metazoa; Chordata; Mammalia; Rodentia; Dipodidae
Gene: Vangl2
Product: VANGL planar cell polarity protein 2
Exons: 9
Coding region: 520-2085 (521 amino acids)
Biological process (GO): establishment of planar polarity; multicellular organism development; Wnt signaling pathway, planar cell polarity pathway
Cellular component (GO): plasma membrane
Source: RefSeq, a predicted model, not a curated record
CCGGGGCCUCGUGGGGGAAAAGAGGCCAGAGGUCUGGGACCGAGCCGGGGGUGAGCGCACUCAGGAGCCCCCCUCGACACCCCCCCACCGCCCGCGCCGCCCGUCCCGGAGCGCGGAGUUCCGAGCGACCCCGGGCGCUGCGGAUACAAAGGCGCCGGGCCGAGCGAGCGCGGCGUCCGCAGCAGCCUGCCCGGCAGUUUGCAGCGGCGGCUCCUGCCUGUGUUCUUCUGCCUUCAUCCGGGUGUCUACUCAUCUUCCUGCUUUCCUUCAUCAAGUUCCUCUUUCUGAACUGACCUGAAACCUGAAAUUUCUCCUCUUACCCUCUACAGGAACGUCGCUUGAAUUUCUCUGAGAUAAGCCCACCCGUCCAGCAAAAUAGAGUCCCUCAGGGUGACAGUCGAUUUCCUAAAGGUGCCUCUUGGCCUGAAGAAGCCGGUGCUGAAGGAGGUGGCUGUGGGGCCCCCCAAGAGGCCCCAGCCCGCGGCCCUGGAGCGCUACAAGGCUCGGCGUUCGGACGCCAUGGACACCGAGUCCCAGUACUCGGGCUAUUCCUACAAGUCGGGCCACUCCCGCAGCUCCCGCAAGCACAGGGACCGCCGAGACCGACACCGGUCCAAGAGCCGAGAUGGGAGCCGUGGAGACAAGUCGGUGACCAUUCAGGCUCCAGGAGAGCCCCUCCUGGACAAUGAGUCCACGCGGGGGGAUGAGCGGGAUGACAACUGGGGCGAAACCACAACCGUAGUCACAGGCACCUCUGAGCACAGCAUCUCCCACGAUGACCUCACGCGCAUUGCCAAGGACAUGGAGGACAGUGUCCCGCUGGACUGCUCGCGUCACCUGGGCGUGGCCGCGGGGGCCACGCUGGCACUGCUGUCGUUCCUCACGCCGCUGGCGUUCCUGCUGCUGCCCCCACUGCUGUGGCGGGAGGAGCUCGAGCCGUGUGGGACGGCCUGCGAGGGCCUCUUCAUCUCUGUGGCCUUCAAGCUGCUCAUUCUGCUGCUGGGCAGCUGGGCUCUGUUCUUCCGCCGGCCCAAGGCCUCGCUGCCCCGCGUCUUCGUGCUGCGCGCGCUGCUCAUGGUGCUGGUCUUCCUGCUCGUUGUCUCUUACUGGCUCUUCUACGGUGUGCGCAUCCUCGACGCCCGUGAGCGCAGCUACCAGGGCGUGGUGCAGUUCGCCGUGUCGCUGGUGGACGCCCUGCUCUUCGUGCACUACCUGGCUGUGGUCCUGCUGGAGUUGCGGCAGCUCCAGCCCCAGUUCACGCUCAAGGUCGUGCGCUCCACCGAUGGGGCCAGCCGCUUCUACAAUGUCGGUCAUCUCAGCAUCCAGCGUGUGGCAGUAUGGAUCCUGGAGAAGUAUUACCAUGACUUCCCUGUCUACAACCCCGCCCUCCUCAACCUGCCCAAGUCCGUCCUGGCCAAGAAAGUGUCUGGCUUCAAGGUGUAUUCUCUCGGAGAGGAAAACAGCACCAACAACUCCACUGGCCAGUCUCGGGCUGUGAUCGCAGCGGCGGCCCGGCGGCGGGACAACAGCCACAAUGAGUACUACUAUGAGGAGGCCGAGCAUGAGCGCAGGGUGCGCAAGCGCAGGGCCAGGCUCGUGGUGGCAGUGGAGGAGGCCUUCACUCACAUUAAGCGGUUACAAGAAGAGGAACAGAAGAACCCUAGGGAGGUGAUGGACCCCCGUGAGGCAGCCCAAGCCAUCUUCGCCUCCAUGGCCCGUGCCAUGCAGAAGUACCUUCGAACCACCAAACAGCAGCCUUACCACACCAUGGAGAGCAUCCUGCAGCACCUAGAGUUCUGCAUCACGCAUGACAUGACGCCCAAGGCCUUCCUGGAGCGGUACUUGGCAGCGGGGCCUACCAUCCAGUACCACAAAGAACGUUGGCUGGCCAAACAGUGGACACUAGUGAGCGAGGAGCCGGUGACCAAUGGGCUUAAAGAUGGCAUCGUUUUUCUCUUAAAGCGCCAGGACUUCAGUCUGGUGGUGAGCACCAAGAAGGUGCCGUUCUUCAAACUCUCUGAGGAAUUUGUGGAUCCCAAGUCGCACAAGUUUGUCAUGAGGCUGCAGUCGGAGACCUCGGUGUGACUGGCCCAGCGGUGGGGUGGGGCCGUGCGCAGGGUGGGAGGGGCUUGGACCUCAGCCCAGACAUGCCUGCCACCCUUCCCCUCUCGCUCUUGUUUUUUUACUUGAAUUAACUUAUCCCUUGCCUGGUCCCCAUCCCUCUUCCCUGUUUUUACCCCAUGGGAACCUGGAGAGACCGACCUGCUGUCUACAGUGUCUGGGGACUCUCUUUACCCCCAGUUUUAUAUCACUACAGGCCCUGCAGGAAACAGUGCCUCUCCCUCCCCUUCCCCGGGCUUUGGACGGUCCUCCCUUCUGAAAGGGCACGUGGCCUCCUGAUUGUACCCCCCCCCCCCAGUUCCUGCUCACAAACUCAACUUCUGGUAGCAUUUCUCCUCGGUGGCCCCUGACAGGGAUUCUUGGAGGUAGGGGUGGGGUAAGGGGGACACAAAUCUGACCCAGAGAGCCAUGGUGUCACAUUCCUCCAGGACAGCAGCUAACACCCCCUUCCCCCUCUCCCCACCCGGAACAAAGCUAAGUUCCUGGGGAGGAUGCUCCUGCCACAGCGGCCCCAGAGUUAGGGAUCUCCCUGCAGCGUCACUUGCUUCCAGCCACUAAAGCUGCCCUUCCAGUGGACACAGGUACAGAGCAAGGGAAAACCUGCCCAUUACCCAGAAGUCUCCACUGCUGUUUCUGACGUGUAUGUUCCUGUGACCAUAGGCAAGCUGAGAUGGAAACCCUCUGACCACCACCUUACCAGGACCGUGUGUG